Vittaforma corneae ATCC 50505 is the source of this 1635-nucleotide messenger RNA. RefSeq lists its product as uncharacterized. The transcript has a single exon. The record is from RefSeq and is a predicted model, not a curated record. Bases 1 to 1635 code for a protein of 544 amino acids. Gene Ontology annotation, molecular function: mechanosensitive monoatomic ion channel activity. Gene Ontology annotation, cellular component: plasma membrane. NCBI's taxonomy places the organism in Eukaryota, Fungi, Microsporidia, Nosematidae. Gene Ontology annotation, biological process: monoatomic anion transport; transmembrane transport.
AUGGAGAAAAGCGAGGAGUAUUUUGAUUGGUUUGACUAUCACGGCACGGAUGACGGCAAAAUAGACGAAGAUUCCGAAAGAGAAUCGCUAUUUAAGGAGGUCUUCGACUUCAUUUCACUAGUUUUUUUCAUUAUAUUUUGUAUUUCAUUCUGCCUGAAUAUAGUUCUCACACAAUUUCUUCACAAAAGCCUAAAUGUAUCUACGGAAUUGACCUCGUACCACUUAAUUACUCCGUCGUGGUAUUUACAGGCUCGUUUAGAUUUGCGUCUUUUUGUAUUCUUCAUGAUUUUGCUUACAUUUGAGUAUCUACAGUCUACACUCUUUUAUGGUGCAUUUGAAGCAAUCUACCGUUAUUUGACAAUUUUUGUGUGGAUGCUAUUCUACUGGUUCCAUCUUGGAAGCGAGUUUGUGUACUCUAGGGCAAUAUGCCUGUCAUUUGUAAUAACCUCGAUUGUCUAUGGCUUGUUGUCGUUAAUGAUGAUGUUUUUUGAAGAAAACUUAAUUAGCUCAACCCUGAAAUCAAAAAUUAAAAGAACGAACAAAACCGAGGAAAUACUGAAGACAUUUAAAAGAUUUGCAUAUGAUAUAUCCCAGCAGCCAGAACAUGAGCGGCAUACAUCGGCAGCCUCUGACGUGUUCUCUAUUGAUUUUAAUACCAUAGUCUCAUACUGCAUAGUUUACGAUGAAGGCAGUAGCAUGCAACAUUCACAGAUAAAGCCACCAGAAAUAUGGAAUGUCAAAGACGCAAUCAGGCUUUCCAGGGACGUGUUCUUGAAAGCGGCGUCCGAGGAAAAUGAAAUGAGUAUUGAAAAUCUAAGAAGUGUUUUUGAUGAUUCAAACAUUUUUGAAAGAGCAAAAUCAUAUAUCGAUAUUAGUAGGAAGAAAAGUGUCUCAAACAAAAAAUUCAGAGACGUUGUUGUAAGCUUCUACUACAACAGAUUGUCAUUGGCUAAGUCUAUAAAAUCGCAGAUUUUAUUUGUAGAUAUAAUACGAAGCCUGCUUUACACCAUAGUCUUUGCGUUUCUAUCUAUUAUUUAUCUUAUAAUCUUUGGUGUUGAUAUUAAGGAAUUGUUUGCUGUUGUUGUGUCGUCGGCAAUAGCGCUUCAUUUUCUCGGCAGUGCAGCAAUGAAGGAUAUAUUGAGAGGAAUAAUGCUUGUUCUAAGUCAUCGAUUCGAUAUUGGCGAUGAUGUCGUAAUAGCCGGAGAAGAGAUGACAGUUUACAAUAUUGGGAUCAUCUCGUCUUCAUUCAUUCUUGAAAACGGUGGAAUAAUUAAACUUUUCAACUCCGAACUGUGCAAUAAACCCAUCGUCAACGUGACUAAUGCGCCAGAGAAUUUACUGAUAUUUACGUUUGAUUUGCCAUCGGUAAUCUCAGAGAUAAAACUAAAUAAGUUUAAGAAGGAAAUCUCGGAAUACCUGAAACAACAACAGAUUGAUUUUUAUGACAACUUUGUGUUGAGCAGCCCAGGUUCCAGUUAUACCGAUAUUAAAACACUCAAAACAACCUUAAUACUGAAAUGUAGAAUUAAUCACAGUAGAUCAAGAAAAUUUGUACUUAGAGCUGACAUUACUUCGUUUUUAAAUACACAAAUUGACGAAAUAUUCAAAAUAGAUGCAGCAGACAUAAAAGCGUGA